AGCCAGCCAAAGACGGUGCACACGCUGACAAGCCUGAAUAGAGGGUUUAACAGUGAGCACGUAAACUCCAGCUGGCAGCAUUGCGAUUGGCUGUUGCCAGUGUCCGUCUAGACAACCAGACACCAUGUUGGGUUGUGAUCAAAGCAAGCAUCGGCAGCGAGUCGCAUGAGCCCAGAGUGACAGGGCGUUAUUUACAUGAUUAAAAUAUCCAAUAGGCCACAUUUUAUUGAAGGAAUUAUUGAAACAUAUCUUAAACAAUCAGUUCGUCAUGGAGUCCUAUGACAUUAUAGCUAACCAGCCGGUUGUGAUCGAUAAUGGUUCAGGCGUUGUCAAAGCUGGCUUUGCUGGAGACCAGAUCCCCAAAUACUGCUUCCCCAACUAUGUGGGCCGUCCCAAGCAUGUGCGUGUAAUGGCAGGAGCCCUGGAGGGGGACCUCUUCAUCGGACCCAAAGCAGAGGAGCACAGAGGGUUGCUGUCAGUGAGGUAUCCCAUGGAGCACGGCAUAGUGAAGGACUGGAACGACAUGGAGAGGAUCUGGCAGUACGUCUACUCCAAGGAACAGCUGCAGACCUUCUCAGAGGAGCACCCUGUCCUGUUGACUGAAGCUCCCCUGAACCCCAGUAAGAACAGGGAGAAGGCGGCUGAGGUUUUCUUCGAGACCUUCAAUGUCCCUGCCCUCUUUAUCUCCAUGCAGGCAGUCCUCAGUCUCUAUGCGACAGGGCGCACCACGGGAGUGGUGUUAGAUGCGGGCGACGGGGUGACCCACGCGGUGCCCAUCUACGAGGGCUUUGCCAUCCCCCACUCCAUCAUGAGGGUGGACAUCGCUGGCAGGGACGUGUCCCGCUACCUCCGACUGCUGCUACGCAAGGAGGGCUACGACUUUCACACCUCCGCCGAGUUUGAGGUGGUUCGCACCAUCAAAGAGAGAGCCUGCUACCUGUCCCUGAACCCGCAGAAGGAUGAGACUCUGGAGACAGAUAAGGCCCAGUACACCCUCCCUGACGGCAGCACACUGGAUAUUGGUCCAGCCCGGUUCCGAGCACCAGAGCUGCUGUUCAGGCCAGACUUGAUCGGAGACGAGAGCGAGGGGAUCCACGAGGUGCUGGCUUUCGCUAUCCAGAAGUCUGACAUGGACCUCCGACGCACACUCUUCUCCAACAUCGUACUGUCUGGAGGAUCCACACUGCUCAAAGGCUUCGGUGACAGGCUACUAAGCGAAGUGAAGAAGCUCGCUCCCAAAGACGUGAAAAUCAAGAUCUCCGCCCCUCAGGAGAGGUUGUACUCCACGUGGAUUGGUGGCUCCAUCCUGGCGUCGUUGGACACCUUUAAGAAGAUGUGGGUCAGUAAGAAGGAGUAUGAGGAGGACAGAGCACGGGCCAUCCACAGGAAGACCUUCUAACACCGCGGCCCUUAAACUGCUCUCCUUAGCUAUCUGUCCCCAACCUUCCCUCACACUACCAUCCAAUGCUCCUGUAUCAGCCCUCAGUUGCCCCACAUUACCAAUUUGCCCCAGAUAAUUCCAACUUCCCCCAUAUUGCCCUCCAUUACCACGCCAUACAGCCCAGUGUCUGCCCCACCUCCUGCUGGCUCCCCGCCCCUUUGCUUCCCCCAUUCUCUGGCCAGGGGAGUUUCUAUAUACACCCUCCCUCAGUUCAGCAUGCCUUUUGUUGCCACCCAUCGCACCCAUAGGUGUAGGGAGAGAGCAGGGUGCCCCUUCAGGUAAACCUGUGACUCCAUCACCUCCUCCCUCCACACACACACACACCCCGCGAACCCUAAAGAUAACCCUCACACACACACACACCCAGGGCUGUGUGGGCAUCUGUCAAUACUGUGGAGUAUCUGUUUUUCUGUUCUUAAGGGGGCAAUGCUAUACUCUACCCAACCCUGAAGUGUUUAUAUUACUUUCCUAUCUACCCUGCCCUGUACGAUACCUAGCAUCAUAUCAUUCAGUGACAAUGAAGGCGAAUUUUUUUUUUCUUCUCGAUACUGUAAGAAUAUCAUUCCAAACCGAAGAGAUUGACUUUUGCUUUUUACAAUUAUUUUUUAAUAUUUCGGUCAUCACGGUUACAAAUCACCAUGUUGAAGUCACCGUUGUUUUAGUUUCCAUUUGUUGAAUUAGUUCGUAUUGGAAUAGGUCAUGCUGCUCUGUGGUCUGGGGUAAAGAAUACCACUGUGUUUGACAUUGGCUCAUAAAACAUUGAAGGAACUUCUCUCUCCGCCAUCCCUCCUACAGGUGUUUAACAACAAUGACUACUGGACAUGUUUAGACGUCAGCGAUGUUUAACGCUUCCUUAUAUUGAUGUGGCAAAAUAUAAAGUAUCUCCAUUCAGUUAGCUGUGUUUGUGAAAUGGUUUGACAACAGAGGAGUGAUGAGAUGUACCCUCCUCACUCAGUACAAAACCCAAUAUGGGGAUUUAGACAUUGUGACCAUUACUAUUUCUAAUUGACCGUUUAAAGAUAUGAAAGCUAAACUUGAAUGCCUUAUAAAAAAUGUGUCUGACAAAGUGCUGUCUGAAAAGGUUUGCAUUUAGGCCAACAUCAGAUGUGUUCCAGUUAUUAGUGCUCUGUGUUGGACAGAGAGACUGGUCUGAGAGCUGUGUACCUGGACAGGUUACAUUUUGAGGUCUUAAUUCUCCCCUAACCACUGAAGCAGGGUCAGAUUUAUUCAUCAUCCAACUGGUUAACCUUCAGAUUGUUUAUCUGAUCCUAAACCUGGGUUGAACUCUAAUCUCAGUGUUAGCGGUCAAGGGAAGGCCACUGAGAUCCUCCUCCGACAAAACGUUGUAGUUUUUCAUCUCCAAAGGCUCCAUUUAAACCAUGGUGGGGAUUAACUGUUAAAUAUGCAACUGUUAUUUUAAGUGUAUGUAUGGGAUAGAAACACUGAGUGAUGUUAUAGACUGUAGUAAGACCAUUCUCAUAAUAAGCAUGUAGAAGCACAAGAUGGCAGAGUAUUAUCAGUUGGUUUUUACCAUCUAUUCCCCCUCAUGUACCAGUAGAAGUCUGAGUGUUAUUAUGGCUAAGCUGGGUUCCCUGCAUCUCAUUGGCAGUAAAGAGGUUGUGUCCGAACCUGUGUCCGCCUUCCUUCCGUGCCCCGACACCGGGAAAGUCCACUUUAUCUUCUAGGUGUUUUUAAAAAGGUUCUAAACUUCAUCAGCCUUGUGUACAGUGGAACACUUUUCAAAAAAGGCAACGACUAAAGAAGAUCAUUAAAUACAGGAAUAAAAAUGUACAAUACUGUUUAUUCAAGUCUUUUACUUUUCAUUUUGUAAAUUCAGUAUAAUAAAUAAGUUAAUGACUGCUG
This is a messenger RNA of Oncorhynchus kisutch (coho salmon), 3304 nucleotides long. It is a transcript of the gene actr1b, whose product is annotated as actin related protein 1B. NCBI's taxonomy places the organism in Eukaryota, Metazoa, Chordata, Actinopteri, Salmoniformes, Salmonidae. The transcript has 11 exons. The record is from RefSeq and is a predicted model, not a curated record. The coding region runs from base 269 to 1399 and encodes 376 amino acids.